ACCUGACACAUUGAUCACUCAUCGAUCAGUUCUUUUUACUAAUACGCCAAUAUCACAUUGAUAAGACAUCGUUAUGGAGAAUGUCUUAUUAUUGUAAUUAAAAUUGUGAACAAAGCGUCUACGAGACCCAGAGACGCACCACGUGCAUUUGUUGACCCUAGUUAUGAUAGCGAUAGGGCGUUCACACGGAAAGUCUUUAAUACGUUGUGCUGCUAUAAAUAUAAGACCAAAGGCUAUUGAUAUAUCUCCUUUAUUUGUGUCGACGUCUAUCAAGUGCUUUAUCAGGAUGGAUGAAGAUAGCAUACCACGUUUUGUCAAAGAAGAGGAAGUGGCAAGGUGUAAAUGGCUGGCUCUGAACAAAAUCACUUACAUUGACCCGCGAGGGAAAGAAAGGUUGUGGGAGGCAGCCAAAAGAACUACGACUUGUGACACAGGCUGUGAUGCGGUGUGUGUGAUAGCUGUCCUCAAACGCCUACUCAAGUUUGAUAGUUUGGUCCUAGUGAAACAGUACCGGCCUCCUAUGAGGGCUUACACACUAGAAAUGCCAGCAGGUCUGAUGGAUAAGAAAGAGACACCAGAGCAAACUGCUGUUCGGGAGCUGAAGGAGGAGACAGGCUACACAGCUACACCAAAACAUAUAUCCCCUAUCACCUGUAUGGAUGCUGGGACUGAAAAUGUUACCCUCCAGAUGGUCACAGCAGAGAUUGAUGGGGAUACAGAUGACAAUAAGAAUCCAAAGCCUAACCCAGAAGAAUCUGAAUGUAUUGAAGUGGUUCACGUCCCCAUGAAUGACUUGAUUGGAAAACUGAAUGAAUUUGCAAAAUCAGGAGUUGUUGUGGACUCAAGACUAUACUCAUAUGCCAUAGGCCUGGAGAUGACCAAAGACAACACGCAAUCUCCAUCUGUACAUACAUAGUUAUGAUUACAGACUGAAGCCUUCACAAGGCUACACUAGGUUACCGUGUAUAGUGAUUUCACUUACUGGUUUGUAUGUGUAGGAUAUAAGCUCAAGUUAGAUAUCAAUAAGAUGUGUUUACUCAAGCCUUCUUUAUAAUGAUUGGUUAAAGAUAACCAGUCUAUUUAUGUUAUAGGCCGAGUGUCUUUUCAGGAAGUCAAGUGUGGUCUCAAAAACAAGCAUUGAUUUACUGCAGUUGGAAAUACCUUCAAAAUAAUUAAAGGUAGUUAAGGUAUGGAUGGUAUACUUGGAGAUAAAUAAAGGCUACAGUAGAUCUUGA
Messenger RNA from Pecten maximus, 1235 nucleotides. RefSeq names its product ADP-sugar pyrophosphatase-like. The transcript is spliced from 10 exons. The coding region runs from base 164 to 916 and encodes 250 amino acids. The record is from RefSeq and is a predicted model, not a curated record. Gene Ontology annotation, molecular function: ADP-ribose diphosphatase activity. Gene Ontology annotation, cellular component: nucleus. Gene Ontology annotation, biological process: ribose phosphate metabolic process; nucleoside phosphate metabolic process. Lineage: Eukaryota; Metazoa; Mollusca; Bivalvia; Pectinida; Pectinidae.